GUGUAUCUUCUCUCGUCCUACGUACCAUCACCAUGGCUUCCAGAUACCUAGAGACAAUCUUGCUUCUCUGCUGCAUUGUGACCAUGUUCAGUUCAACCUCAGCAGCUUAUGGUCCUCGGAAACGUUACUGUUGUGUGGAGUUCCAGGAGAAGCCUGUACCCUACAAGCAGAUAAUAGGCUACAAACAACAAAGUUACAAGGAGGUGUGCAACAAUGACGCUAUCAUCUUCUAUACCACGAAGAACAAGAAGGUAUGCACCAGCAUUAAGGACGAGUGGGUGAGGACGGCUCUGGUUCGUCUCAGCUCCAAACUGAAGAAGAUAUCCGCAGCAACACUGUGAUGGCCAAAACCCCCAACCAACUCUGAAAGGAAGAUUCACCCACAGCGACACAACUUUUUCCAAUCGCAACUCCAACAGCAACAUUACCUUCAACAUCACCAGUAACAACCCCAUUGAGUAAUGUGGCCAAAUGAUGCAGAUUUAAUGCAUUGCAUAUCUGAAUUUUGUACCUUUUCAUGCUCAAGCUUUCAGGUAUCUUCUGAACCCACAAUAUAAUCUAAUUAAGUCGACUGCUUCAAUUAGUUAUAUUUUUCUGCAUUACAUUUUUUUAUAU
Messenger RNA from Salvelinus fontinalis (brook trout), 615 nucleotides. Its product is annotated as C-C motif chemokine 20-like. Gene Ontology annotation, biological process: positive regulation of ERK1 and ERK2 cascade; immune response; cellular response to type II interferon. NCBI's taxonomy places the organism in Eukaryota, Metazoa, Chordata, Actinopteri, Salmoniformes, Salmonidae. The transcript has 4 exons. Bases 33 to 341 code for a protein of 102 amino acids. Gene Ontology annotation, molecular function: CCR chemokine receptor binding; chemokine activity. Gene Ontology annotation, cellular component: extracellular region. The record is from RefSeq and is a predicted model, not a curated record.